UGCAUUGGUGUGUAUGUGUGUCUGUACAGAUCUUAAAGUGUUGCAAGACGUUAGCUUUCAAGUGUUGGAAAACAUAGCUAGAUCGUUAAGCGUUCAGUUGCCAUCUCACUUGCACUUAGGCGUCGCCGGCAAAGCGUGAAUGUCAAAUUUAGUUUAUCUGACGUGAGCUUGUUAGGUUGCUUCGUUUAUUCUCUCUUAGCAAAACAUUCAGAAAACCUACGAAUGACAACAAUAGUCUCAAAACAAAAUUAGCCACAAACAUAUAUGCGCAUGUAUAUACGUGUAGUAUAAGUAUAGAACGUAUAGAACGAAAAGAAGGAGGACGUUGCCGCUGCUGUUCAUAAAAAGCGCCAGUGUACUUAAUUGAAUACCAAUAACGAAAUGGAGCCCACAAAAGUCAAAGGCUUACUCUUGGAGAAGUACCAUGGAUUGUGUAAUUACUUGGAACGCGACACAGUGGGCAGUGAACUGGCAAUCUAUGGCACUUCGACCCUGAUGCUGCUGGUUGCCUAUAUGAAGCGCAAGCCUGCUUAUCUGGUGCGACAGUUCAAGCAACCCUCGCAUAUACCCGAACGCAUUAUCAACGAACGUAUUAUGCACACUGGCACUAUACGUGGUGUACAGCAACGCGAUCAGGAUACACUGCUGCUAAUCAAGCAUCGUCCACUGUUGCCAAUCUUCACAAGUCGCGAUAAAUUGCUGCCCGUGAAGCUGCCAGGUGUGCGGGUCAAUGCCAAUGGUUAUUCCUGGCUGCAACAGUGUCUGGUUGGACGUGAAGCGACCUUUAUACCACUGAACAAGAGCCAGUCCCAAGACUAUAUAGUCUGCCAGCUGUGUCUGGUACAUCCGCCCAAGGGCAACAGACUUCUAGAUGUGUCCGAGACGCUGCUGAAAUUAAGCUUUGCCAAAUAUGCACAGGAUGUGGCAUCGGCUCUUAAAAGGAACAACAAAUACUAUAAGCAUCUGCGGCAGGUGGAGAGCAGCACGGCCAGCAAGGAAGCCUGGUUAACCUGGGCAUCACGUUAUCCGUACAUCUGGCAGCGUUUCCAUCAGCUCAAGGCAUCACUGCUGCCCAAGGAAAAGCUGUUGCCAGAGUUAGUGCGCUGAUCGGCUGAUCGGUGGCACUUACUAUAUACAUACACGUCUCUCCAUCUUUAGUAAAUAAGCUCGGUGCAGAACGUAGAUAUUUGUUAAUUUAAUUAUAAGACGCCGUAGUAAUCCCAAUCUAUUCAAAACUGUACGUGCUAAUGCUGUGAAUUUUCGCAGGAACGCCAGAAUUUUUUAUAAACAAUUGUUGCUAUUGUUUUUUUUUGGUAUGAAAUAUGUGCGAAUGUGUAUGUAUGAGUUAUUACUAGACGCAUUUGUGUGAGUGCAUUCUGCUUUUAUACAUAGCUACAUAUGAUUCAAAAUAAAACGUUUAAAUACAUAUUUGUUACGUA
Molecule: messenger RNA, 1439 nt
Organism: Drosophila innubila
Lineage: Eukaryota; Metazoa; Arthropoda; Insecta; Diptera; Drosophilidae
Exons: 2
Coding region: 382-1107 (241 amino acids)
Source: RefSeq, a predicted model, not a curated record